Molecule: messenger RNA, 4146 nt
Organism: Canis lupus familiaris (dog)
Lineage: Eukaryota; Metazoa; Chordata; Mammalia; Carnivora; Canidae
Gene: DZANK1
Product: double zinc ribbon and ankyrin repeat domains 1
Exons: 24
Coding region: 158-2518 (786 amino acids)
Biological process (GO): eye photoreceptor cell development
Molecular function (GO): protein binding
Source: RefSeq, a predicted model, not a curated record
CGGGCCCGGCGGCAGGGGCGGGGCUGGUUGCUAGGAAGUCGGCUUCCGCCAAUCACCUGCUUGGCUCUCGUGGGCGGGGCCCUGCUCGCGGCGUCUGUGGAAACCCAGGCGGCGGCCGAGGAGAGGGCGAGAGGCGUCACCUGGGACCCAGAAGCAGAUGAUCCUCUUCCUGAUGUCAAAAGGAGAGAAAAUGACUGCUGGCUCAGUGUGUGUCCCUCAGAUCAUACCAUUGCGAGUGCCUCUGCCUGGAAAAGCCAACCAUGAAAUUGAUAACAACACACUUUUGGAAAUGAAAUCCGACACCCCAGAUGUCAAGAUAUAUUAUACCCUGGAUGGCAGCAAACCUGAAUUUCUAAAGAAGAUUGGUUAUGGUGAAAAUAAUACAUUUAAGUAUACGAAGCCUAUUACUCUGCCUGAUGGAAAAAUACAAAUUAAAGCUGUCGCAGUCUCUAAGGACUGCAGACAGAGUGGCAUUGUAACGAAGGUGUUUCAGGUGGGCUGCGAACCGCCAAAUACAGUCUCUUCUGACAACCAUGUUGAAAAUGGUCUCAAAGAUUCUUCAAAGCAGGAAUUAAAAAAUGGAUUUGUUGGAUCAAAACUAUGGAAGAAAUAUAAGAAUGCUGAAAAUAAACAGGAUUGGAAUGUUAACCUUAGAAAGUCUGCAGACUUUGAGGUAGGCGAAAGAACUGACUCUAAAACGUGGAAAGAUCUUCGCUUCUCAGAGAGUCCAGUGGAAAUCCCACCUUACCAUGAAGAAUCAGGUUCUAGACCACCCACCUGGCAGUCUCAGUUCCCUAGUUUUGCACACAUAACUGGCCAGAAGAGUUUGACAAGCACAGAGAUCAUGAGAAUUCAAAGAAAGACAGACUUUCUCAAGUGUGCCCAGUGCCUGGCCCCUCGUCCAUCUGACCCCUUUGCUCGCUUCUGUCAAGAAUGUGGCUCUCCUGUCCCACCCAUAUUUGGCUGUCGUCUCCCACCCCCAGAAGGAGCUCAGAUGGGCUUAUGUGCAGAGUGUGGAAGCAUGGUGCCCACGAACACUCCCAUCUGUGUGGUGUGUGAGGCCUCCCUUACCUUGCAGCUGCAGCCACAGGCCAGCCUCCGCUUGAAGGCCUCUGUACCCUACAUCUGCUGGACUCUGAUCCCUGGACCCACUGCCCUGUGCCUGCCUAUACAUGCAGUGGUGGAGGUGGCACUCAUGGAGAAAGUAGUCUGCCACACCUGUGGCACAGGGAAUCCAGCUUACUUGAAAUACUGUGUCACCUGUGAGGGGGCCCUGCCUUCAUCACAGCAGCCCACGCACAGUGAAGAUAAAGCCCCUUCUCUUCCCAUUCAGAAAGGGGAGACAAUUUCCUGCUCCAAGUAUGGUCAUAGGAAUCGCCAGGAGGCUUACUUCUGUGACUCGUGUGGAGCCACGCUGGGCGUUUCUGCUUGCUAUUCUGUUUGCCCUAAAUGUGGGGCCAGCAAUCACCCAUCUGCCCGAUUCUGUGGUUCCUGUGGUAUUUAUGUAAAGUCCUUGGGAAGACUUAGCCUGGACAAUAGCCUGGAUCUAGCUGCUGGAGAACUUGGCCCUUUUGCUGAGCCCCAAUCUGCCUGGCAGUCCCCAAGGGUUCCUUUAUCCAGACCUAAUGCUGGGACUUGGAAGAACGUGAGCACACAGACUACUGGACUGUUCUACCCAUCUGGCACUCUGCUAGCCAAAAAGGAACUGGAAAUGGCUUCUCAGAAGCAGAGGCAGGAGAAAAUGAGUGACCAUAAACCUCUCCUCACAGCCGUCAGCCCAGGAAGAGGUGAGGGAAAAGGAUACUGGAGAAAACAGUUGGAUCAUAUCUCUGCCCACCUCAGGUCUUAUGCUCAGAACAACCCUGAAUUCCGGGCCUUGAUUGCAGAACCCAGAAUGGGAAAGCUUAUCUCUGCUACUGUCCACGAAGAUGGCUAUGAAGUUAGCAUCCGGCUGAAUUAUAUUCAAGUAUCAAACAAGAACCUUUACCUCAGCAAGCCGGUAGAUUUCAGCAACCACUUUCUGAACGGUGUCACCGAGGAUGGUGAUGGGCCAUUUGGCAGCAGGUCCAGCUUGGUAAGUGACUACAGCCAGAGCACCUCAGAUACCACUGAAAAAGUCAAGAGGACAAAGAAUUUCAAGACCAAAAAAUUUCAAGAAAAGGAGCAGCUCACACCUGAAAACAGGCUCCUGCUGAAGGAAGUCGGACCCACAGGGGAAGGGAGAGUCUCUGUGAUUGAAGAGCUGCUGGAUGAGGGAGCAGAUCCCAACUGCAAGGAUGGCGAAGAGCGACCCGUUAUAAUCGUGGCUGUCGUGAAUAAGCACCAUGAAGUGAUUCCGGUUCUCGUGCAGAGAGGAGCAGACACCGAGCAGCAGUGGGGCCUGCUCCAGAAUACAGCUCUUCAUGAAGCAGCUCUGCUUGGCCUAGCAGGAAGGGAGUGCGUCACUGCUUUACUGAGGAUUAUGUUCCUUCUUUUCCUUCAAACUGACCGGGUGUGGAAGGCAGAGUUCUCAGGGUAACUGCCACAAACUACCAUGUUGUGAGAGGAUUGGUGUGCAGCCUCUAGAAGUUGAAGCUUCAGUUGUACCACUGCCAGGACCUGAAUUCUGCCAACAAUCAGUGAGCUUGGAAAAGAAUCCUGAACCACAAAUGAGAUGACAGCCCCAAGUGACAUCUUGACUUCAGCCUGAUGAGACCCUGAGCAGAGGUCUCCGCUAAGCUGUGCCCAGCUCCUGACCCAUGGAAACUCUGAGAUAGUAAAUGUGGGUUGUUGUAAGCAGUGACUGUUAUUGUAGUAGGUUAUGCAGCAGUAACCAUGCUCUUCCAAAGGUCUGUGCAAUGUUUUCUGUAAUGAACUUCAUUCUGGGCCAAAAAGAUAAAUCAUGAUUCUGAAUGGGGAACCCCUAAGUCACAAGGACAUGGUUUCACCUUGCUGACACUGCGGAAAGCUUUCCUGCUGAAGGAGGCAGUGUGUUGAGCUCAUUCUGAAGACCUAAAGUCCUCACGUGGAGAGCAGAUUCUGCCAGGAGGCAGCAGUUCUUAUUGCUGCUCUCAAGUGUCAUGGUGGGGAGGUGGCUGCAGGUGGCAUGUAUCCACUUGGCCCCCCUCCUGCCUUCUGGUCUGGAGAUCCUGAAUUCCUUCUGCUUCCCACCAGGUAACAAUUCCUGUUGCAAGUACCCUCAAUCAGUGAUGGUGUUCACUCCCUGUGGGUGAGACCAGCGGCUUGCAUCCAGGCUUCAGGCCACACAGAAAUCCCCACCUGCUUUGGAUCCAGCGGGGACCACUUGCACUGCUCAGGUUAUUUCUCAGGCUAGAAGUCCUGCAAUGGUCAGGAUUGUGUCAUUCGAGAGUCACUGUGUUCUACAGCUUACUCGUCUACGCACGGAUCAUCACUACACACUUUCCCCUUGGAAUGAGUUAGUGUACAAGUCAGUGAAUUUCUCAAUUUCACUCUUUACAUCUUGUUCUCUUUUCUAGCCUUUAACUUGGGUGUAGUGGGCUUUCAGAAACUUUUGUGUGACUCUCUAUCGCUGUCCCCCAGAGGUCACUCCACCCCCAACACUAGGAUGCCGGGCUCCGGGGUCCUGACCCGGCACAUUGCAUGGGUCCCCAUCCACUCCUUUGGGGCCUCUCAGAUCCUCCUUCCUCCGGUUCUGCCUUGUGUCCUGCCUUUCUCCAUGUAGCCCACAGUUGUCCUUGUGAGAAAUCCAAAUGCACUCCUCCAGUUGGCAGGUGACUCCUGGAUUAGCGGUUGCAGCCAUCACUCCAGCCUCUCCUUGCUGCUCCUGAGACUAUAUACCUGAGCCUGAAAACAUUACCUGGGCAUGCUUUCUCAGCUCUGGGCCUGCGUACCUGUGGCUGCCGCUCCUGCUCCUCCACUGCCUGCCACAGCUGCCUCUGGUUCUCCUCUGGCAAAAGUGACCAGGCCGUUAAACUUGCCUGGCCGUGUGCCCAUCUCCCUGGGACACUGAACAUGCGUGGGUGCUGCAUCGUGUGCCUAAUUCUAGUUUCUGGCACGUGGUGGGUCCUCAAAAAUAGUUGUCGAUGUAAUACAUUGCUUGGCUUUUUUGGUAUGGGCAAAAAGUUUUCUAACCAAACUAUAGUUUGGCUUUGUGGCAGGAGUGUCUUGGCUGUAAGUUUGAAAAAC